Molecule: messenger RNA, 1673 nt
Organism: Scheffersomyces stipitis CBS 6054
Lineage: Eukaryota; Fungi; Ascomycota; Pichiomycetes; Serinales; Debaryomycetaceae
Gene: STD1
Product: Std1p
Exons: 1
Coding region: 421-1500 (359 amino acids)
Source: RefSeq, a predicted model, not a curated record
AUUCACCAUAAUAAACCCUCCACAAUCACGUAUCCAGUAUCAGAACACGUCUGUGGAUCAGUCUUCCUCUGUUUAUCCGGUCAGACGCCUCAUUUUUCUGGUCGUCUCCUGAGUUUUUCCAUAUCUCCAAAUUCACACUCUAUCUGGAACUUGAUUUUUCUUCCAGUAACCUGUGCAGCCCAUUUUCAAAGGUAUAGCAAUAGCAAGAAUAACUAUAUUGGUUGUUCCGAAGUAUACUUGUAGUGCUGUGUUCCGGAAAAACGCAAUUUUUCACUAUUCUCCGACUGUUGUAUGAAUCCACAGCAAUAGAUCCGUUGAACUCGCAUCAAAGUAUUAGCACCAGUAACUACGUUGUUGUCGCUCCCUGCCAGUGAUUAGUUUGACCAUAUUUACUCCAUCGGAUCUGCCGUCACGUAGACCAUGUUCGGCUCACCACUCGGAAGACCAACGGGUCAAGGCUCGUCGGCUCCUUCUCAUUUCAAGGACUCUGCCAGAAAUGCCAUUUACCAACAAUUACCUCCGUCAGUGCUCACGCUGACGUCGGCCAUGUCCAUCCGCUCAGCGCCUUCUCAAUAUAACAACGGUGGUCAGAAAUACCAGUCGCUGUACCGCUCGCUGCUGCUGUCGAUUUUCUCGGCGAUUUCAGGCAAAAGAUCGGUGCGCUCAGCUCCGUCCAUAUACUCUUCUUCUACAGCUACCAUUCCAGAAGACCUGGAACCCAUCUCCACGACUGUAGAACAGCUUGUAAACGACAUUGUAUUGCACGAGAAUUACUUCCGGGAACAGAAGCUCGAACAACAGCAACAGUCGCAGCUGCCGUUUCUGAACAAUAACCCCAAUGCUCUUCGACGCCUUGUCAACGACGAUCUUGAUGCUGAAGAAUUGUACAAAAUCUCUCUAGGCUCCGAUCUCCAGUACCAAAACGUUCCAGAAUCGCUCAUUGACUGGAAUCUCAACGUUACCAGGUGUAAAUUGAUGCUUAUCCAGUUGCCCAUGAUCUCCUCUACGCCAGAUUUUCAAUACAACCAGAACUCUCUUCCACAGCUCAUAGGUGAUUUGGCUUCGCUCUGUCACAUCGUAUUAAUCCAGCCACACAUAACUGAUAAAGAGUUGAUCUACACCUUGUUCUCGUCAGACUUGUAUGGCGAGCACAACUUGGACUUGUCAUUCAAAAAGUCCGUCGCUGAAAUUUCUGUCAAACAAUCCAGACUUCUCCAGAUCAACAGCUCGACGGGAAUCAACCAUCAGCAGACCUUUUUGAAGUUCAAGUUCAAGGAGAUCGCCAUCCGGAACUACUUGAUUAACUUGGCAGCAGCUGCCACCACGGCACAUGAAUACAAGCUCAAAUCAGAUUUGCUAAAGAAACAGUUGAAACAACAACAAUUGCAACACCUGUUGCAUCCAGAAAACAAGAAAAUCAAGCUCUCUAAGGAUGAGAAAAAAGGCCUCUGGGAACAGGUCAGACUGGACGUGUUCAAGCGGGCCGGUUUGGAAGAAUAGCCAGAUCACUUUUCUCCUGGAAUUCCUAGCUUGAUUUCGCUGCAUUUCAUACAAAAAUUGUAUUUGAUAGAUCCAUAAUGAAAAUCUCACGACUAUACUUCUUCUGGGAACCACUUAGGUGAUUCUCAUUUCUGCAUCGGCUGUUAGGUUGUUUUAUAUAUACAUAUUGCUAU